Messenger RNA from Anguilla rostrata (American eel), 1206 nucleotides. Its product is annotated as GTP-binding protein RAD-like. The transcript is spliced from 5 exons. Gene Ontology annotation, cellular component: plasma membrane. The coding region runs from base 213 to 1136 and encodes 307 amino acids. The record is from RefSeq and is a predicted model, not a curated record. Gene Ontology annotation, molecular function: calcium channel regulator activity; GTP binding; GTPase activity. NCBI's taxonomy places the organism in Eukaryota, Metazoa, Chordata, Actinopteri, Anguilliformes, Anguillidae. Gene Ontology annotation, biological process: negative regulation of high voltage-gated calcium channel activity.
GUCAGUUUGCUGGCAGAUAAAUAAGGGGACCCGAGUCUUUGAAAGCAAACCGAAAACCACUGUGGAAGAGCGCAUAUACCGUAAAGGAUUCUGACACUUUGUAACAGGAGCUUUAACAUCGUUAUCCCCCGCGAAAGAGGCUACACAAAGGGACAGGAUUUCGAAAGGAAAAGCUUGGAAUUGGACUUGGAAUUUGAAAUAUAUCUGGAAACAUGACUCUGAACAAAGGUGACAAAUUGCGGAACAUGGACAAAAGACGAGGUAGCAUACCGUUUCCCGUCCACCUGCAGACCCUGCAUCGAAGGAGCAUGCCAGUGGAUGACCGAGAGCUGCACUCUACAAUGCCCUCAGCAGAAACGGGAGAGCUGGCGAGCCUUAUGCGUUGCACGUCCUACAGCCCCUGUGACCAGCACCGAGAUAGCUGCGUGUCAGACUCUUCCGACUCUAUCAUCUCCUCAGGCAGCGACUCCGAGGGACAGGCUCACAAGGUGGUUCUCCUGGGCGAACAUGGCGUUGGAAAAUCAAGUUUGGCACGUAUAUUCGGCGGAGUUGAAGAGUGUCACGACUGCGAUGAAGCAGGAAACACAUAUGACAGAUCAGUCAUUGUUGAUGACGAGGAGGCUUCUAUUAUUUUGUAUGACAUAUGGGAACAGGAUAACAGCCAAUGGCUGAGGGAGCAGUGCAUGCGGAUGGGCGAUGCUUACAUCAUCGUGUAUUCAGUAACGGACAAGGCCAGCUUUGAGAAGGCCUCUGAGCUGCGCAUACAGCUGCGCAGGGCCAGGCAGUCUGAGAACAUUCCCAUUAUACUAGUGGGGAACAAGAGCGAUCUUGUGCGGUCCAGAGAGGUCACAGUGGAGGAGGGAAGAGCUUGCGCUGUGGUGUUUGACUGCAAGUUUAUUGAGACGUCGGCCUCGCUGCACCACAACGUUCGGGACCUCUUCGAGGGCAUCGUCCGGCAGAUACGCCUGCGCAAAGACAGCAAAGAGGACAACGCCAGGCGGCAGGCCAACAACAAGAGGCGGGAAAGCAUCAGCAAGAAGGCCAAACGCUUCCUGGGCCGGAUGGUGGCUAAGAAGAACAAAAAGAUGGCCUUUCGGCAGAAGUCCAAGUCCUGUCAUGACCUCUCAGUCCUCUGAGAAGUCAAAACGUUUUGCCCCCCCCCCCCCCGAAGACCAGAAGCUGUGUGUCACAGGCUUGAGUUUUCAA